Messenger RNA from Oppia nitens, 453 nucleotides. Its product is annotated as cystatin-A2-like. The transcript is spliced from 3 exons. The record is from RefSeq and is a predicted model, not a curated record. Gene Ontology annotation, cellular component: cytosol. The coding region runs from base 111 to 407 and encodes 98 amino acids. Lineage: Eukaryota; Metazoa; Arthropoda; Arachnida; Sarcoptiformes; Oppiidae. Gene Ontology annotation, molecular function: cysteine-type endopeptidase inhibitor activity.
UCAUACAUUAUUUAGCCAUAUAUUAUAUUACCAGUGUAUAUGACAUUAUAAAUUAAAAUUUAUUUAAUUAAUACAAUUAAUAAAUAAGUUUCAGAUCAUAACUACUAAUAAUGAUGGCUAAAGUUGGAGGUGUUGGUGAUAGUAAAGUUCCGGAUGAUAAUGUCCACGACAUUUGCCAACAGAUCCGCAAACAAGUGGAGGAUAAAUCUGGAAAGUCAUUCACUGAAUUCACACCCGUCUCAUUCAAGACCCAAGUGGUCAAUGGUAUCAAUUAUUUUAUCAAAGUGCGGGUAAGUGAUGGCCAGUAUGUUCACGUGAGAAGCCAUAAGGCAUUCACCGGUGACAUCACUUUUGCCAACUUUGUCGACAAUAAGACACUCGAAGAAGAGAUUGAAUAUUUUCCCUAAUUUUAUAUAUAUAUAUAUAAGUUUAAUAUUGCAUUAAAACUAAAUU